Messenger RNA from Diaporthe batatas, 1625 nucleotides. RefSeq lists its product as uncharacterized. Lineage: Eukaryota; Fungi; Ascomycota; Sordariomycetes; Diaporthales; Diaporthaceae. Bases 521 to 1195 code for a protein of 224 amino acids. The transcript has 5 exons. The record is from RefSeq and is a predicted model, not a curated record.
UGAAAGAGGAAAGGCGGGUUUCACUGCGGGGCCUCGGGGCAUGUUUGUGCCUGAGGCAAUUCCCCUCGGGCCUGCACCAAGCUGGCAAGCAGGCAAGCUGGGCCAAACCUGUGACAACAUUGAGGGACCCAACCCCCUGGUCAGCCCAGUCCUCCCUGCCAAGCUGGCCUGUCUGCCAUCUGGCCAGUGCUCACACAUGUCAGCACUGUCGUCAGAGGCAAGUCGUCAUCAAGGGCACUAAAACCAAGCUCCCUCCAGGGCUGGACCACCAGGUCCGCCCGCUGCUGUCUUGCAUUCCUGCUGCCGUCUAAAGAGAAGCUCGCAUUCUUGGACACAUACUUCUCUUCCUCCACCUCUCCAUAGCAGUCACCCCUUUGGAUUCAUCAAACAGCAGCCUGUGCCUCCUCGCUCAAAAAGACAUCUUCGCCACCCUUGACCAAAUUUCACUCCUCAAGGACAAACCAGACAUCGUCAACAACCUCGUUCAGCUCCAUAAACCCCAUCACCACCAGCAGAAACAAUGGCUUCUUCCCAAGACAAGGUCCAGCACUAUCUUGGCCAGCUCGACAAGGAGCUGUCCAAGUAUCCUGCCCUGCAGAACCUCGAGAAGCAGACCAGCGUCCCCAAGACAUAUGCCGUCAUUGGAGCCGUCACCCUGUACUUCUUCUUCAUCGUCUUCAACCUCGGCGGUCAGCUCCUGACCAACCUGGCCGGCUUUGCCAUCCCUGGCUACUACUCACUGAACGCCCUGUUCACCUCCAGCAAAACCGAUGACACCCAGUGGUUGACCUACUGGGUCGUCUUUUCCUUCUUCACCGUGCUGGAGAGCCUGCUCAGUGUCGUGUACUGGUUCCCCUUCUACUACACCUUCAAGUUCGUCUUCCUGCUGUGGCUCGCUCUUCCCACCUUCAGGUAUGUCUUGUGGCCCCCCCGGCUGUCAGUGGCCCUUGAAGACCCGUCUGACAGUGUGAUAGGGGUGCCGAAAUCAUCUUCCGCUCUUUCCUGGCCCCCACACUCGGCCGUUACUUCGGCGGCUCUACCGCUCCUGGCCUGCGUGCUCAGGCCGACAAGACCGAGUAAGCAACUUGCACCACGGGAUCUGCCGACCAAUCGAGGGCGCGCGUGGCCCUUGAAAGCCUCGAAGGGACAUUUACUCGGCAGCGAGAGUGCGAGGAUGAAACCAUUGUGCCCUUGAACAUUGCCGGACAAGCUGGGCCGGGCGAUUGGCGCAUGGGAACAUGUAUAGAUGGGACGGAUGCGUUGUACUGCUAGCUGGUGAAAUGUGGAUGCCAAUGGGGUAAUUCCUCUCUUUGAACGAGUCUUAUUAGAACAGGUGAUGGUUACGUUUGACUCUUGUCGCGCGUCAUGGGUUGGGUGAUACAUCAGUUCAUGAAUUUGCGGUCAGUUGUCUUUUAUUCGCAGCAGCUUUUACUUCCGUCAUUUGGGGUCAGAAUAUUGCUGCAGCUAGCCGGCCGAGGACUCCAUUGUUACCUAGGUGGGUGAAGGUGACGAGGACUUUGGGCAGUAGGCCCACCGCACACAUCUGAAUUGGGACUACGUCAGCUUCAGGGUGGUGUCCAGUAACUGCACGUAGUAAUAACGUCUUCCAUAAUUGGACUCCGAAC